Mercenaria mercenaria is the source of this 1402-nucleotide messenger RNA. RefSeq lists its product as uncharacterized. The record is from RefSeq and is a predicted model, not a curated record. Lineage: Eukaryota; Metazoa; Mollusca; Bivalvia; Venerida; Veneridae. The coding region runs from base 133 to 1032 and encodes 299 amino acids. The transcript has 6 exons.
UGGUCCUUAUAGUUCUGUUCAUUUUCAUUGCAUGGCUUAUAGUAUUCUUUUUUUUCAGGGGAAACAUUCCGCAUAAAAAGCAACGAUGUCCUAAAUAAUGUGAACGCAUACACGUGUUCUAAUGGAGACGGAAUGGUAACAGAGUGCUGUGCAUCUUUGUUAAAUGCACAAAGACACUGCAAACUUAAGCACACCUUUAAUUUGGAUCUACCAGAAAUACAUCCACAGACACUCAAUAGUUUUGCUCAACGCAGUUACACAAAUUCUUCACGAUGGGGAAUCAUUCAAGAUGAAAAUGAAUUUCUACAUGAAAGUGAAGAUCUGAGUGUUCGUUGUCUGCUUUUGGGUGAAAAUGGAAAACUUUGGACAGACAACUGUAAUGAACGCCACAGAACACUUUGUAUACGAGACACUACUCAUGCAGUUUUUCAGUAUGUAGGACAAUCAAAAAUACCACGCUACACAGAAUCGACAACGAAGCGACAAACAUCAGAUUUGAUCAGCAACACAGAAUUCACGACAGUUACUGUCAGUAUUGGCGAGGACACUGUACCAGCAAAACCAGAUGUGGCAAGUACAGGCGUAUCCAUAGCAGUCGUUAUUAUAGUGUGCAUUUCUGCAGUAGUGCUGAUCAUUCUCGCUGUUGUGUUGGUCAUCUUGAUCAUGAAAAAGCGAAGCAUGAUUCAAGAGACACAUCACAGAAGAGUUAAAUACGUCGCUGAACAAACCAAUGACAUUACACCCACAAAUAAUAAAGCAGGAGAUGCUUAUGAGUCAGUAGAUGAAAGACAGGAUAAAGAACACAGCUCCGGAUCACCAAAUACAAAAGGGAGCGCUUAUAAGUCACUGGUUGAAAGACACAAUGUGGAACAUAGCUAUAGAACUCUAAAUACACAGAGGAGUCGUUUUGAAUUACUGGAUGGAACACCAAAUACACAAAGGAUGCUUAUGAGUCACUGGAUGAAAGACAAAAUGAGAAACACGGCUUUGGAACACCGGCCCUUACAACACGUGGAUUCUAUCAGCCAUUAGAAAAAGACACACACAACUACGAAAAUAGCUAAUUAUUCCAGGAAAUUAGAGUAUGACUCACUAGGGGAAAAACAACAGGAACAAAUCCUAGCCAAACAAUUAUAGCUGAAGCUUAUGAAGCUAAUGAAUGGGUAGAGUAAACCUUCAAAGAAGCUUGCGUUUAUGAAACGCUUCAUGUACGAAAAUCAAAUAAAGCUUUGUUAAUGACUAACAUGCGAAGGAAGAACGAACAUAUGAAAACAAUGACUUAGAAAUAGACAUACAAAUAGUAAUUAUGAUAGUUCCAAAGUUACGCAAUUUCAAAUGGGUUAUUAUUUCUAUAAUGCCAGCAUCAUUUAAAGUUAGAUUAUAAACAAGUAAAAUUCAAAAG